UCGAGCUCACACGACGCCAGUGGAUCCCCAGCAGCAACGGCCAACAGAAGACCUAGUUUUAAGGCUACACGAAAUCCAUCUUGGUUGGUCCCAGCAUCUUGGUCCGCCCGUUUUUUCCGCAUGGUCUGUCACCAGCGAAUAAUCGGGAUAAUCACCAAGUCAUGUUGGGAUCCCAAGUCAUGGGAUUUAUCUUGCUGCUAAUAUUUCAAAGUGGAGAGAAGAAGCGACUGGUUGAGGCGCAUUUGAGAUCGACGGCGGCGCUUGCGGGCGAUCCAUUAACCGGAGAGCCAUUAUUUCAAGAUUUCGCCUUCCUCGAAAAAGACACGACGACAGGAGUGUUUGACUUAAGGCAAACAAUCGCAAACUAGCAAUCCUGUGCUUGUCAUCGUCGGUCAUUCAAAGUCAAAUACAAAUCGUAAUCUCAAUCUUUUUGUACUUUCUUUUUCUUUUACAGAUUGUGAUUGUCACGCGUCACCAUUUUUCGUUUUUGAGACGGGCUUAGACACUCUCAUCACUUUGCAAUCAUUGUCGUAUCAGAUACAGAGACUACUAGUACUAGUAGGGCUACCUUCCUUGAUGAUGUAAUUCAUUGUAUUUUGAGCCAGUUCUUGAGGAUGUUAAACAUCCGAUGCUUCUUCAUUUUCUACAGUAGAAAGAUCUACUUUGGGGGAGAGGGAGGCUCAGCAUCAUACUAGUACUUGUACUAGUACUACCUCAAGAACCAUGUUAUCAUGUACUUGUUCUUCUUGAUGUUCUUGUGCGCCUCUUCUAACUACAAUCGAUAUCUCAACCGAACUCAAGGAACCUCAAGAGAGGCACGAAGAAGACGAUGGUGGAGAAACAGAGAGAGAUGCAGAAGCGGAGAAAGGAGCUGUAGACGCGGAGAAAGGUGUUGUAGACGCGGAGAAAGAUGUCGACGCUGACGAGAAAGAUAUAGAAGCGAUCCGAGAAGGACUUGAAAAAUUGACGGUCGGUGAAGUCUCAAAGUUGGGGAGCGAGGCCUCACAGCUGGAGUCUCAACAAAGUUCUGAGCCGGAUCAAGAAGAUGAGCCUGAAGGAGGAGCUUUCGAUCCGUUAAAAGCGUUUACAAGCUCGUUCGAGGGUGACACAGAGGACGCGGAGAUGAUGAAAGAAGAGAAAGAUCACGAC
Molecule: messenger RNA, 1149 nt
Organism: Amoebophrya sp. A25
Lineage: Eukaryota; Dinophyceae; Syndiniales; Amoebophryaceae
Source: the annotation of a GenBank genome assembly